ACAAGGAUAGAUUUGUUUUUUUUUCUACACCUACAAAAUGUCAUGCCUGCAAAGAAAAUAUUGAUUUUUAUUUUGUGCUAGUGAUUUGGCUCAAAUAGAUAAUUGUUUCGUGUAUUUAUUAGGACAUUCAAGUGAAAAAUGUAUUACAAGCUUAUAUUGAUUAGUUUUGCUGCUACGUGUUUGGUAUCUGCAUCGGCCCAGUCAUAUGAAGACAAAAGAUGCAAAUGUGUUUGCCCCAGCCCUUCGGCAGUUCUCAACAACACGGCCAGCACUGAUCGCAGGCUCUACAUCGCUAAUGUGCAGCCGGAUAGAUGCAACUGCGAAGUUGUGAUUCUACCCAGAGUCGCGGAUGACAUACGCGGACACGAGCAAGAGUUCUGUCCGCUAUGUGAGUGCAAGUAUGAAAACCGGAACACUACUAUAAUAAAGGUGGUGGUAAUCAUCGUGAUUUGGGUGAUAAUGCUGCUGGUGGUCUACAUGGGUUUCCUGAUCUGUCUCGACCCGCUCAUCAACAAGAGGGCCAAGGCGUCGUAUCAGGAGCACACUAAUGAAGACGACGAGAGCACAGUAAGUGGGCCCUCGCAACCGAUCGGUGCCCGGGGCAACGUCCUAAACCGCGUCACCCACCAGCAGGACAAGUGGAAGCGGCAAGUGCGCGAACAGCGACGCAACAUUUACGACAGACACACAAUGCUCAACUAGCCGAUUGCCGAGCCCUAGGGCAGUGAUACCGCGGAAUUGUCCGUCUAACGGACUUUUCCAAUGUUUAAUCUACAGUAACAAGCUUACUAGACUUAGGCUACCAGGCGACCACUGUUUUUUUUUUUCAUUAAUUAAUGAAGCUAAUUAUUAAAAAUACCUUAGCGAAAGUCUAGUAAGGAUUUUCUUUCUAUAGAUAUAAUAUUGGAUAUUGUCAUAAGGCGCAAUACACACCAAAGCCGACAUUUUGGCGGCAACUUUUUCAUGUCUUAUAAACAAAGUUGCAUGUCAGCCGGUCACUUUUAGUGUAUAUUGGGUUUAAACAUUCCUAUCCACUAGCAAAGCAAUAUAAGGUCCGUGUACACAGCACGGUUGUAUGGAAUUUAAAAUAUCGCCGAAGUAACUUUGGUUUUCAGUAAUAUUUUCUUAUAUGAAUAUUCAGAAAAUUUACAACAUAUAUACAACAGUUAAAUAAAAUCUUCUCACUGUAUUCUCCAUCUCAUAAUUAUUUUACAAAAUUUUAACUUGUCAAUGAUCGUAUCUAUUUAAAGUUCCAUUACUAUCACACAUUUGUCAACCGACCAGCGCACUAUGGUUACAGAACAAAAAGACAAAAUUUAACACUACAUAUAAUUCUUUACACAUAUUGCGGUAUUUCGGUAAGUACGUUUCUUUUGGUGCAAUAAAGAGUAUUUGUUCAAGUAUGUGUUGGGCUAAAUGUUGCCUAGUGGAUAUGAGACUUAACUCUUUCGCGGACGAUGGACGCCCGGACUACAUAAAUUGAUGACAGAGCUGAUAAUGUAUCACAUAACAAAAAAUAAACAUGCUACUAUACCAACCUAUAGAAUACUAGGUACUAAAAAUUUUGUAACCUAUACAGGGUUACUGGUGUCUAACGCAUAACCUUCCAAAGGCGCAUAAAGUAAAUAGAGACUAACAUCUUUUGUUCACGACUUUUCUCUAAACGUAAUAAAUACAAUUAUAUAUAUUUUUUAGUUUUAAUGUCGUUGCUAAAAAACGUUAAUUCUAUUUUGGAUUCUGCUACAUAACGCUACUGUACCGUCUCGUGUUGCUUGGCUAUUACAUAGAGUUAAGAUGUGUAGAAUCGCAAAUUAGA
This is a messenger RNA of Plodia interpunctella (Indianmeal moth), 1816 nucleotides long. RefSeq lists its product as uncharacterized. The transcript is spliced from 5 exons. NCBI's taxonomy places the organism in Eukaryota, Metazoa, Arthropoda, Insecta, Lepidoptera, Pyralidae. The record is from RefSeq and is a predicted model, not a curated record. The coding region runs from base 139 to 702 and encodes 187 amino acids. Gene Ontology annotation, cellular component: lysosomal membrane.